CGCUGUCUAUUGACUGCACUUUUAAUGUGAAACUCUGAUUGCGUUUAAAAUAAGUUUUCUGAAAGUUUGGACACAAAUGUGGGGAGUAUUGCACCGAUUGUAUGGACGGACACAAUGUGUGCAUACAUUGAGGCGAUGCUUGAGUUCAGUGACGGCCAAAGACUUGGAUGUGUUUCGCGGGAUUGUGGGCAACACUGGCGUCAAGACGGAAGACCUGGACUCGUAUAACACGGAUUGGCUGCACACUCACACAGGACACUCAGAGGUAGUGUUGACGCCGAAGAGCACUCAAGAGGUGUCGUCUCUAAUGUCUUACUUGAAUGAAAGGUCACUGAAAUGUGUGAUCCAAUCGGGAAACACAUCACUAGUGGCUGGAUCUGUUCCGAUCGACAAAGAAGUGGUUCUUUCAAUGACUAAAAUGAAUGCAAUCGAGUCGUUGGACACGACUUCGGGAAUCCUUGUGACAGAAAGCGGGUGUGUAUUGCAGACACUGGAGGAAUAUGUCAAUGAGAAGGGCUUUAUAAUGCCGUACGACUUGGGGGCGAAGGGCUCGUGUCUUAUUGGGGGUAAUCUGGCGACCAAUGCGGGAGGUCUUCGGUUCAUACGAUACGGCUCUUUACACGGAAGCGUUUUGGGCGUUGAAGUGGUCUUACCUAACGGUCAGGUCUUAGACCUCAUGAGUUCGAUGAGGAAAGACAACACUGGAUAUGAUUUGAAGCAACUAUUCAUUGGCUCUGAGGGAACGUUAGGUGUGAUCACCAAAGUGUCCAUUUUAUGUCCUCUUAAGCUCAGACACCAAACCGUAGCCCUUCUCGCACUUCGAAGUUAUGACCAUUUGUUGAAAAUCUAUCACAAAGUUCGGAGUCAAUUGUCUGAGUAUUUGACGUGUUUUGAGAUGAUGGACGACCUGUCCAUGGAUGCUGUGGUCACUAAUCUGGAACAAAGCCAUCCCCUCAGCAGUCGAAGUGAUUUCUAUGUAUUGUUUGAGUUGUCGGCCAAUGAUUCCGAACAUAUGGAAAGCCGUUUAUCUCAAGUGAUCGAAGAGUUAAUGAAAGAGGAGUUGAUUAGUGACGGCACGUAUGCCAGUGAUGACAAUCACCACCGGUUUCUCAAACUCAAGUCCUAUAGGGAACGUAUAGCCGAAGGCCUGUUAAGGGAUGGCUAUACUUAUAAAUAUGACAUCUCUUUGCCUUUGAGUGUCUUCUAUGAAAUCGUUGAAGUGAUGAGAGAACGACUGAAGAGUACAAACUGUUUGCGGGUCUGUGGUUACGGACAUAUCGGCGAUUCAAACCUUCAUUUGAAUAUCACGUCCAAAGUGUUUGAUAAACAAAUAAAGACAUCAAUUGAGCCCUUCCUCUACGAAUACAUUAGCAAACAUAAGGGGAGUAUAUCCGCGGAACACGGGUUGGGACUUAUGAAGAACUCUUACCUUAAGUUUUCCAAACCACAGGAAGCUAUUGUACUUAUGAAAGAGAUUAAAAAACUAUUUGAUCCCAAAAAUAUCCUAAAUCCUAAUAAGGUUUUGCCUAAUAAUUGAGCUCAUUAUUGAUUCUUAUUAAGUAGAC
Messenger RNA from Oppiella nova, 1565 nucleotides. NCBI's taxonomy places the organism in Eukaryota, Metazoa, Arthropoda, Arachnida, Sarcoptiformes, Oppiidae. The record is from the annotation of a GenBank genome assembly.